AUGGAGAAUUCAACAGAAUUGGGAACCCUAAUAUCCUCCAAAAACAUUUUAUACGCCCGGCGCCGUCCCCUGCGUAGCCGAACUUAUUGCUCGCUCAUUCAUAUCCUGUCUCACUGUCAGAACGACUUACACUCGCCGAGCCCGCAACCAAUUCCUCAAGCACAAGCACAAGCACAAGCACAAACACUAGGUUAUAAUGGUGCAGUUGAAUUUGGGCAAGUGACUGAACACAAUGAAUUGACAAAGCACAAGGAAAUGAAGUUGAAGAAUUUGUUAGUUCAACAAGAACCGGUGGAUGAUAAGAAUAAAGAAAGUAUUGACUCACAGGGUAGAGGUUUAAGUAGUAAACAGAAGGAUGUACAGGAUUUGAUUCACACAAAUGUAGCAACUGAAGUCGAUGGGCAAGUUGCUCAAGCAAAUAGUAUUGUCCAUAAAGAUUCUGUCAUUGACAAAGCACAUAGUAGUGAUUGCUCCAUCAAGAGCGUUAAUGAACUAGAGAAUGAGAAUGUUAAUUGUAUUCUAGAGCAAGUGGCCCUAGCAAAUAGUAAUAUCUAUAAAGAUUCUGUCUUAGACAAAGCACAGAUUAGUUAUUGUGCCAUCAAGAGUGUUGAUGAACUAGAGAGUGUUAAUUGUGUCCCCGAGCAACUACAAGUUGCUCUCGCAAAUAAUACUAUCCAUAGAGAUUCCGUCAUAGACAAAACACAGACUAGUGAUUGCACCAUCAAGACUGUGGAUGAACUAGAGAAUGUUAAUUGUGUUCCAGAAUUUCACAUGGAGGAUAUUGGUUAUUGUAGAGAACCAGAAUUGAAUAAGGAAGUCUGCACUGUGGGGGUAUUUGAAGCUAUAAACUCUUGUUUUGGCAUAGAUAUGGCUUCUGAAUCAUCAAAACUUGGUGAGAACUGUGAAGAAAAGGGCUCUAGUUUAGAUGGAAGUAUGUCAAAAGAAGUUGAGGAUCAGUUGCAGCUGAAGGAGAUUGAAUUCGAGAAACUUAUAUCUAAUACAGGUUCAACAGAUUUUUCUAAUUGUGUAACUGCAAAUGAAGAGAUUGAAGAAGGGGAGAUAUCAGGAGAAGCUGGGGUAUACAAUGAUUUAAUGGAUGAAUUAUUUGAAGAUUCAAUGCUGUUGGAAGAGAGGACAAUGGAAGGGGGGCAGAUUUCUGGUGUUGAUAAAGAAGUGUUCACUUGGGAUGAUGAAGAUAGAGGUUUUAUCAGUGGUGCUUUCGACAGUAUGGAUGAUGAUAAUGAUCCCAUGGAGGUAGAUAUUGUCAGAAAAAAGCAGGAUAGUCUAUAUCAAAUUGUUGUUCACAAUAGUGAUAUGGACACUCAAAGCAUUGAUCCUAUAGGUGCCUCUUUAGAAAAUCCAUCUGCACAUGGCGAAAUCCUUGAAGAAAAUAAUGUUGAAAAACAAGUUUCUGUCCCCAAUGAACAGGCUGCCAGUGGUGACAAAAAGAAAAAGAAGAAGGGUCCUUUGACCAAGGAAAGAAGAGAGAAGAAAAAGAAAAAAGAUAGGAUCAAGCGAGCCGAAAAGAAUAGAAAGCUUGGGGUUAAAAGAUUAAAGCUGCAACCAGUUCUGAAAACAAAAACAAUUACUUAUUGCCGCCACUAUCUAAAGGGGAGAUGCCUGGAGGGUGAGAAGUGCAAAUUUUCGCAUGAUACAAUACCCUUGACAAAAUCGAAGCCAUGCUGUCAUUUUGCACGUCACUCUUGCAUGAAAGGAGAUGACUGCCCAUUUGAUCAUCAACUCUCCAAGUACCCAUGCAACAAUUAUACAUCACAAGGUUUUUGCAGUAGGGGUUCUGACUGUUUGUUUUCACACAAGCUGCUAGCUGAAAGUUGCUCUCCAGCAUCAAAUGUCUCCAAGCCUGAAAUGAAGUCUCAACAGCAGAUGAUGCCAGCUACAAAAGGUUCCUUUACAGCAUCCAAUUUGACCAAACUUGAAGUGAAGACUCCUUCCUUGCUAACUAAUUCAAAACCUGAUAAGCAUUUGAAUAUUCAUGGCACCUCUCAUCAAAAUGGUGAUGCUAAGUUCUCCGCCAUGGAAUCCCCUGGUAACAGUGUGGAACAGCAUGUUUCAAAUCCUAUGCAAGGAGCUGUUGCACUGGCACCAAAAGGAGUUAAUGUCCUUUUUCAUGCGAAGUCAUUGCUAGGUGACUCCAGUAAGCAUAAACAAGCUGGCUUAUCUCUGAAAGCAGAUGUUGGUAAUAAUGUUGUCUGUGGUACAAUGUUUAAAGUGUCAGGCAACAUCCAGAAGCCGAACGAAUUAGCCAAGACAGUGCGUCCAAGGAAACCAGUGGGAAUAAAUUUUUUAUCCUUUGGCAAAGUCCCCUCAGAUGAUUCUAAUAGUAAAACAUUCUCAAGCUUGUUUUUAACCGAGAAUAAUGAAUUUGAGAAGCCUUCAUUAGAUGAUUCAACUGAAGCAAAACAUGCUCGCUUUUCUCAGAAGAGCUGUGACAAUGUUCAAGUUGACAGUCAAAUCAGCGAAAGUACAGUGGAUUUGGUACAGAAUAUGAAGGAAAAUGCAAAGAGGACUUCUACAGUUGCUGCACCUUGGGGCACUAAGUUCCUUUCGUUUGACAAAGGUCCAUUAGAUGAUUCUAGUGUAAAGAAUCAAGCUGGUUUGCAUCCUAAUGAUGGCAACAUUUCGUUACCAUUUGUUCAAGAGAAAGAAAUUACACUGGAUAGACUUCAAAUCCCCCCUAAAAUGCCUUCCAAUCCCUUUGGCCUAUCCAUAGAUCCGUCAGCAGUUGGAUGUAGCACAAGUAUAUCAAGAUCUUCGAAGGCAUCGCUCUUGUUAAACACACCUAGCUCUGUACAGAAGGCUGUCCAGUCAACAUUAGCAUUCGCAGCGAAGUUCGAGCCUGAAAUUAAAUUGAGUCGCUCCAUUGGUUCUCCUGCUUUCCGUGAAGAGAAUUUUGACGGUGGCGAUGAUGGCGGUGGAGGGUUUUGUUCAGAACUGCCGAAUUCUAUGGAGGGGCUGAGAAAAGUGGCGCAGCCGCCAUUCUUGAAGAAGACAUUUGAAAUGCUUUGUUUGACAACUAAAUACUUAUUGUUUCAGGAAGAUCGACUCCGAUAUAUGGGAAUUCGCGAAUGA
This is a messenger RNA of Fraxinus pennsylvanica, 3090 nucleotides long. The record is from the annotation of a GenBank genome assembly. Lineage: Eukaryota; Viridiplantae; Streptophyta; Magnoliopsida; Lamiales; Oleaceae.